UAUCCGUUGAAAAGCGUUCUCUCUCUCUCCCUCUCUGUCGCAGGUGCUUUGAUGUCAAAAACCUUCCAAUGCUGAACUUUUUUCAAUAUCCCGAGACUUUAGAAUUUUCCCAUCAAACAAACACAGUCUCAACGUCUCUCUGAGCCAACGUUUUCUCUGGAAAUUUACUGUUCGUUUCGCCGGAAAUAAUGGCGUCUUCCGGCUAUGCUCCCAACGACUCCGUGUCUAACAAAGUCACAGAGAAAACGUCGGUUUUAGGGUUGAAGCUCUAUGUUGUCAUCGCAAUAGUUGCCAUAGUUGUCAUAGCCGUUUCAUUUCUGAUCUUUCUCCGUCUACGUUAUAAACGGAAGUCCAGGAAGCGUCAAGUGCUCGAGAAGCGCGGUUCGGGUUUGAUUCCUCUGGUUUCGAAGGAGAUCGUGGAAAUCAAAGGCGCGGAUCGUGUGGAAGAGAUUAAGAUCGGUGAAAUUGUGAAGGGGGAGAAGGAGGUUAAAAGACUUGAAAAUAUGAGCUCGGAUAAGGAGGUCGGGGAUGAGAUCAACGGCCCGAAACGAAGUGAAGAAAGCGAUUUGUCACGUGAGAGUCGGAGCGAAGCUUUGUCGGUGGUGACAGUGGAGGCGCAGAACAUCGGGUGGGGACGGUGGUACAGUUUAAGAGAGCUGGAGAUGGCGACCAAUGGAUUUGUCGAAGAAAAUGUGAUUGGAGAAGGAGGCUAUGGUGUGGUUUACAGAGGGGUUUUGCCCGAUGGCUCUGUAGUGGCCGUGAAGAAUCUGCUGAACAAUAAAGGGCAGGCACAGAGGGAGUUCAAGGUGGAAGUUGAAGCCAUUGGAAAAGUAAGACAUAAGAACUUGGUAGGCCUAGUUGGGUAUUGUGCAGAAGGUCCCCAAAGGAUGCUUGUUUAUGAAUAUGUUGACAAUGGCAAUUUGGAGCAGUGGUUGCAUGGUGAUGUAGGGCCUGUCAGUCCUCUAACAUGGGAUAUUCGGAUGAAGAUUGCUGUUGGAACUGCAAAAGGGCUUGCCUAUUUGCAUGAAGGGUUAGAACCUAAAGUUGUACACCGAGAUGUAAAAUCCAGUAACAUUCUUCUGGAUAGAAAGUGGAACCCAAAAGUAUCAGAUUUUGGACUAGCCAAGCUCUUAGGAUCUGAGGCAAGCUAUGUCACUACACGAGUAAUGGGAACCUUUGGAUAUGUCUCUCCCGAGUAUGCAAGCACGGGUAUGCUUAGUGAAGGGAGUGAUGUCUAUAGUUUUGGAGUUCUACUUAUGGAGAUAAUUACUGGAAGGAGCCCGGUUGAUUAUUCCAGACCAGUUGGAGAGAUGAACUUAGUUGAUUGGUUUAAAGGAAUGGUAGCUGGUCGUCGUGGAGAAGAGCUGGUGGACCCUUUGAUUGAAGUUCAACCCUCUCCAAGAGCUUUGAAGCGGGCAUUGCUGGUUUGUCUCCGCUGUAUAGAUUUGGAUGCCAAUAAGCGGCCAAAGAUGGGGCAGAUUGUGCAUAUGCUUGAGGCGGAUGAGUUCCCAUUCCGUGCUGAACACCGAUUGGCCCGAGAGACAGAUCCUCUCCCUUCCCGUGUUGCUGUGACUGAUAAAAUAUCUCCUCCAAUCAAGCAUGCUGGGAGUCAUGAUGUGGAGAAAUCUAAGUGGAGAUGAUCCCUCUCCAUCCGAGUCACAGCAGGACAUGAGAAGAAGGUCAGAUAAUUUUGUAGCCGUGUAAAAAAUUUUCCAUUCAUUUAGAAAGAAGAAAUUAAAGUGGUGCUUUUUAUUUGCAGCCUUGGGUGGCACAUUUCAUUUUCACCUUUAGUUGGUGUAUCACAGAACUUUUCAUUUAAACGAGCCCCUUGUAAAUAGUACUUGUAUUCAUAAUAUGUUCAAUUUAUCAGUCUGAUUGUUCAUAUCAGAUCUUACCUGUGAA
Molecule: messenger RNA, 1902 nt
Organism: Vitis riparia (riverbank grape)
Lineage: Eukaryota; Viridiplantae; Streptophyta; Magnoliopsida; Vitales; Vitaceae
Product: probable receptor-like serine/threonine-protein kinase At4g34500
Exons: 7
Coding region: 189-1640 (483 amino acids)
Biological process (GO): protein phosphorylation
Molecular function (GO): protein kinase activity; ATP binding
Source: RefSeq, a predicted model, not a curated record